CACACACAUGGAGAGAGGGGAAAAGGUUUUUUAAAGAAAAAUGACCUAACUCUUGGAUACACAGCAUAGACUUUAGACCUUUUUAACUCACACUCAUUUUUCAAUGUAAGAUUAACCUAUAAUUUUUCCUUUUAAAAAUACUAAAUAUUUUUAACACAUACACAUAAAAAGAGGAAAGAAAGUUUUAUUUUUAAACUUGAGAACUAAUAGUACUCACUUAAACUUAAAAGAACCAAUUACGCUCAUGGAAUAUACUUCAAUGAUGAAGAAUGUAGUUUCGCCUCACUUUUACUUACCUCAUUCAUUUGACUCUCUCACGGUCUCACUCAAACAUAUUUGAAUGCAAAGCCUCUCGAGCCCAACUCACAACCCCACAUACUCUACAAAACACUCGUAAACUCUCUCUCUCUCUCUCUCAAACCAUGAGCAAGCUCAUCUUGUUUUACUUCCUUCUUCUUGCUCUUCCUCUUUUGGCCUUUGCAGAAUGUAGCUGUGAAACCCAACCCGAAGAAAGAAACAAAACCAAAGCUCUAAAGUUCAAGCUAGUAGCAAUAAGUACAAUCCUAAUAGCAAGUGGACUUGGCGUGUCACUCCCAAUCAUAGGCAAAAAAAUCCCAACUCUAAACCCUGAAAACAACAUCUUCUUCAUAAUCAAAGCCUUUGCAGCUGGUGUGAUUCUUGCAACUGGGUUUAUCCACAUAUUACCAGACGCUUUUGAGAGCUUAACAAGUCCUUGUCUUGGCCAAAAACCUUGGGGCAAUUUCCCAUUCACUGGCUUUGUUGCUAUGCUCUCUGCUAUUGGUACCCUGAUGAUAGAUACUUUUGCAACUAAUUACUAUAAAAGAUCACACUUCGUUAAAGGUAGACCUCUUAGUGGGGACGAAGAGCAGCAAGGUGAGCAUGAGGGUCAUGUACAUGUACACACACAUAAGACUCAUGGUCAUGCUCAUGGGUCUGCAUUUGUUGUUGAGGAUUUGGGGUCCGAGGUUCUUCUUAGAUACCGAGUUAUAUCUCAGGUUUUGGAGUUGGGAAUUGUGGUGCAUUCCGUAAUUAUUGGCAUCUCUCUUGGUGCUUCUGAAAGCCCAAAAACAAUCAAGCCCCUUGUAGCAGCAUUGACUUUCCAUCAAUUUUUUGAAGGUUUGGGUCUUGGUGGAUGCAUCUCUCAGGCAAAAUUCAAGUCUCGAGCCAUUGCAAUUAUGAUACUUUUUUUCUCUCUCACAACUCCAUUUGGAAUAACAAUUGGCAUGGGAAUAUCAAAUAUCUACAAGGAGAAUAGCCCAACAGCAUUGAUUGUGGAAGGUCUGUUCAACUCUGCCUCAGCUGGGAUCUUAAUCUACAUGGCUUUGGUCGACCUUCUUGCAGCUGAUUUCAUGAACCCUCGAAUGCAAAGCAAUUUGAGGCUCCAGCUUGGGGCUCAUCUUUCACUUUUGCUGGGUUCAGGUUGUAUGUCACUCCUUGCCAGAUGGGCCUGAAGGCUUCACUACAACCAGUGCUAGGAGCCCAGGAUAGUACUUGUAAUUUAUCAGUCGGAUAUGGUGGGGUGAGUUUGUGUUAGAUAAAUGGCUUUUUAAUGUUCUUCCUAAGUUAAAGAAGUAUACUACUUCUUUUUUGUGAGAGCCCCUUUUUAGCUUAGCGGCAUAAAUGGAAAAUAGCAGGAAUUUACAAAAAUGGUGGCAUGAGUUUUUGUAGAAUCCUUUCAUUUUUGAUGUAAUCAAGUAGGAAUUUUGACUAUCCCUAAUUUACGCGUGUUUUAAUCAUAUGAAAUAUUUACUAGUUA
Molecule: messenger RNA, 1777 nt
Organism: Quercus robur (English oak)
Lineage: Eukaryota; Viridiplantae; Streptophyta; Magnoliopsida; Fagales; Fagaceae
Product: zinc transporter 1-like
Exons: 3
Coding region: 423-1472 (349 amino acids)
Biological process (GO): zinc ion transmembrane transport
Cellular component (GO): plasma membrane
Molecular function (GO): zinc ion transmembrane transporter activity
Source: RefSeq, a predicted model, not a curated record